This is a messenger RNA of Botrytis byssoidea, 1812 nucleotides long. RefSeq lists its product as uncharacterized. The record is from RefSeq and is a predicted model, not a curated record. Lineage: Eukaryota; Fungi; Ascomycota; Leotiomycetes; Helotiales; Sclerotiniaceae. Gene Ontology annotation, cellular component: cytoplasm; ribonucleoprotein complex; nucleus. The transcript has 6 exons. Bases 486 to 1412 code for a protein of 308 amino acids. Gene Ontology annotation, molecular function: mRNA binding.
ACUGGGUAAUUACAUAGUGCGCUAGUCCUUCCUCCCAAGCCUUCUCUCCAAUCUGAAUCUAAACUCAUUUUUCCUUAAAGCCAAAUUAGCCAAUUCAUUCAAAUCUUUGCAUUCUCAUUCAUCAUCCGUCCAUCCACCUUUUUCCCAAAAUCCCCACUUUCUUGCGCAUAUCAUACCCAGUACCUGAUGGUUAAGGUAGCUGCAGCAAGCAUUGAUCAAUUUACAUUACAUUGACAUUUAAUUACACUUCGCGUUUGAUCAACUGCAUUUAAACUUAUUCUCCAGGAGUUAAAAAACGAGAUAUUCUUCUCGUUUUGCGAUCGCGACGACGGCGUGGCUCUCAAUCUUAUUAAGCUCCCGCUUUCCCGAAGUUAAAAAAAAAGUUGAAGCCGAAAGUUUUCAACGAUCAACACACGCACACUACCCAACUAUCCCUUCCAUCGACAAUCAACCUCUCAACUUUCAACAACAUCAAUUACAUCAAAAUGACAGAGGUUUCCUCUACCAGACUUUACUUGGGGAAUCUCCCUCGCAGUGCCACCAAAGCUGAUGUUGAAGCUCAUUUCAACACUCAUGGCACUGGCGAAAUCACCGAGAUUAAACUUAUGAAUGGUUUCGGAUUCAUCGAAUACAAAGAUGCAAUGGAUGCGCGCGAUGUCGUUCCUGCCUUCCACGGUUCCGACUUUAUGGGCGAACGCUUGACUGUACAAUUUGCUCGCGGUACUCGUAAUAGAGAUACCUUUGCCAAUAAUCCUGAGCGAACUGCUCCUCGUCCCAGACGUACCCCUCAUCGAAUGCAAAUCUCUGGACUUCCAGGUGAGACCAGCUGGCAGGAUCUUAAAGACUUCGCUCGUCAAUCUAGCCUCGACGUCGUUUAUUCGGAAACUGGUCGCGACCGUGAUGGUAAAGGAAGCUUUGUCGAAUUCGAAACCGCUGCAGAUUUAAAGACUGCCGUCGAAAAGCUCGACGGCCGUGAAUUUAAAGGUGCUCGAGUCACUUGCACUGCUGAUACCCAACCUGAUAUCCCACGUGAUCGUGCUAGAUCUCGAUCCCCAAUGCCUCGAGGACGACCUUACCCCAUUGAUGAUUAUGAUCGACGUGGUCCACCCCGAGGUUACAGUCCUCGACGUGAUGCCUAUCGCGAUCGAAGCCCACCUCGUCGUGCUUAUUAUGACGAUGAUCGUGGUCGUUAUGGUCGUUCUCCACCACCUAGACCUCGUGGUCCAAUCGAUGAUUACCUACCACCACGUCGUGGAGGGUUUGAUGAUCCUUAUCGUCGCGAUUACCCUCCAGCUGACCCAUACGUCAAUGGACAUGGUAGACCACCUUAUGAUCGUCCUCCUCCAAGAGAUUACCCACCAAGAGAUGCCGGAUAUGCUGACGACGGAUACCGUCGUGGCCGCUACUGGUAAAUCAUCCUUUCCAAAUCGGUUGCAAAAGCAACCAUUUGGAUUCUGCUCACAUAACAUAGAUUUUUAAUGACAACCGGGUGGGAUAUGAAAUGUUCUUCUAUUGAUGAUUCACAGUGAACAGGCCAAGGGGCGUUUUGAGGUAACGUCUUUAGGUCUUCUCACGUAAGGUUAUGAUGUGAAUACACGGAUUUCGCUAGUUGGCUCUAUUCAAUCUUGUUAUUUUUCAUUUGCUCAUUUAAAAGCAUACCCGGGGAUCGUUCUUUUAUCACUUGUAACAUGAGGACAUGCUUUUUCUUUCAAGGGGUGAACACGACUUUGAAUUGUGAUUCUCACCCUUAUGACAUGUAUUUUAGAAAUCAAUGGCUAUUUUAUUUGCGAAUUUGAUGUGAUCCGUGCUUUG